This is a messenger RNA of Neoarius graeffei (lesser salmon catfish), 3588 nucleotides long. It is a transcript of the gene fastkd1, whose product is annotated as FAST kinase domains 1. Gene Ontology annotation, biological process: regulation of mitochondrial mRNA stability; mitochondrial RNA processing. Gene Ontology annotation, cellular component: ribonucleoprotein granule; mitochondrial matrix. The transcript is spliced from 15 exons. Gene Ontology annotation, molecular function: RNA binding. The record is from RefSeq and is a predicted model, not a curated record. Bases 423 to 2765 code for a protein of 780 amino acids. NCBI's taxonomy places the organism in Eukaryota, Metazoa, Chordata, Actinopteri, Siluriformes, Ariidae.
CGUCAAACUAACCGCGUACUUUUAUAAGAGUAAUUCAAAAUGGUUUAUUUAGAGACAUUUAAAGACAGUUUUGUUGUAAUAGCCUGGCUUUACCCUUCUGAUACUGUGGUUAAUAUGAAAUAAAUUAAUGCUAUAUAUUUAUUAUAUUCACAUAUCCUGUGAUUAGGAGCUAGCUAAAAAAAAAAAAAAAGUCCCCACGUGAGUAGUGAGUUUUUGAGUCCAGGACAAAUCAAACAUGACUGGGAACAUGAACUCAUAUCCUGCCUUUCUGAACCCAAUUUAAGUCAGCUUUCCUGUUACCUUGACGACCCACAUCUCCAGCUUCCGGUGUAGUAUACUCAUAUUAUGCUCCGGAAGCCCCAGUUCUGAACCUGAAGAGUGUAAUAUGAAGAGCAGACUGCUUUCCUGACCCGUCUGUGGUCAUGCUCAGGCUCCGCGCCCUGCGCUGUCACCCUCACAGACUGUUUCAUCAUGGCACUGUGUGUCAAGACCAGGUCAUGGGGCAGCUUCGGGCUUGCACGGCUGAGGAGCAGCUCUUUGAUGUGGUGAGCAAGAACAAGGCGAAGCUCUCUGUCAGUCAUGUGGGCUUUGCCGUAGGUCUGCUGUGGCAGUUUCAGAGGGAGAGACCGGAAAUGCUGCGGACGGUCAAACUGAUCCGGACUCAUCCACAGUUCCUCACACUUCGAGUCCUGGCCGAGAACAAGAUCAGCCUGAUGGACGAUGCAACAGUGGUGGAUGUUCUUUAUGGUGGACUCAGACUUCAGAUUGAACCACACGACUCUCUGAUCCAGCAGCUGGUGAUUGAAGCCUGGAACAGAUUAGAAAGAUUCCCCAUGACGACUCUGUCAAAGUUAUCUAUUUGUCUGAAUGACCUGGGGCUUCACCACAGUCCACUGAUGGGUCACAUUACUGAGAUUGUGAACCAGAGACUGGAUUCAAUACAAGAUGCCAGAGUGUUGACCACGCUCAUGAUCAGUAUAUCGUCACUGCUGUCUCCGCAUUUACGGGACGCGCUGAUCGAAAAAGCCGACAUUCUGUUAGACAGCAUGGACACGUUCCAUUACAACAAUCCCAGGAGGGUAGUACAGUUCCUCCGACAGAUGAAGUGCAUCCACCGGCCCUUAUUAGAAAAAUGCAGCCGCAUUCUGACGAGAAACGCCCCGAAUCUGGAUGUGGAGAACCUCAGUAUUGUCCUGACACUGUAUCACUCACUGCCAUUCAGCAACUGGGGCUUCAGACAGGCUGCCAUGCAGAGGCUGUUGGAGCUCAUGGACUCGUGCACUGACCCAGAAUCUUUUACAAAGCUCUUUAUUGCUUUGGGGCCCCUGGCAGGACCAGCGACCAGAGAGAGCUUGGAACGUACAGCGCUGCUGUUGGCUGAUCAGCUGAACGCACAACAAGCGAUAGUGAUUGCUGAGACGCUGGAGGAGAUGCAGAGCCGAAACUUUCAACUCAUUAAUAAGAUUGCGUCUGUACUGCACAAGAAUCUCGAGGUGUAUCGGCCAGUGGAGAUUGCAAAGAUCAUCCAGGCACUUGUUCUGCUGCACUGUCAGAGUCCUGAGCUCUUCUCCAGAUUAAGGAGCAUCGUGCUCCGUUACUUGCAGACCUGUGUGAACAUCUACGAGGUGAUCAUGCUGACCCGGGUGCUCGCCAUGCUGCCCUCUGCGCGGAUCGAGGAGUCGGUUUUCUCUCGCAUCGAUGCCGUGUUGCCUCAGUGCAGCCUGAUAGCACUAAGUUCCAUCACAACGGUCGUCACCAAAUGGAUGCGAAAUGACCCCUCCUACAGCCAGAGCACUCAUAGCAGGUAUGUGCGUCUGCUCCAGAACCUAAACCGCUAUGCACACGAGCGAGUCCAUGCAGCCAAGAGACUGGACCUGCUCAUGGAGGAGCUUAAAUUCAUAUCAGGGGAAUGGUUCGAGGAGAUGCUGCUUGAGGAAACAAUCGUGGUACUUCAGCGUUUGGCAGAUCAGCUCACCUGGAUCAACAUGCUAGACCUGGUCCUCUUUUUGACCAGGACCACGUAUCGCUCUACUUCACUACUGGACCAAAUCGCCAGCAUAGCCUUGGAGAACAUACAUAAGAUUCAUUAUUCUGCAAUUUAUAUCAUUUUGCUCCCAUUUGCUGUGCUUAACUACGACUCUCCAAAGGUGGACGAACUGUUUGAUGCUUACAUUCAACAUUUCACUCCAAAAAUGAGUUUGUUUGACCCGCACAUGUUGGUUCUGUUGGCUUAUGUCUUGGCUCUGACCAGCCGGUUCCCAGAGCCUCUGAUCAGAGAAAUAUUCAGAGUGGAUUUCCUGGCCAAGCUGGAUGCACAGCUCGAGACGCUCUCAGGUGCUCAGAACAUGCGAGUGCGUUCACGCCUGAUGCAGUUGAACCGUGCUGUGUAUCUCGAGUGCCCGGAGUUCCAGGUGCCCUGGUUCCACGAGCGCUACUGUAUGCAGCUCCAUAGGAGAGAUCACAGCUCGGUCAAUCUAGCCCAGCAGCAGAUCCACAGCAUGCUGGAAGAAGUGCUCGGAGGUGUUAACUGUGUCAGAGUUGCAGCGUUGACUCCGUACUUCUACACUGUUGACUAUGAGUGCGUCCUGGAUCGCAAUCAGCAGCCUGUGCCUUACAGUAAACUGAGUGAAUUGCAGAUCAGCGAGAAUGGCAAGAUCCAGUGGGACUCGGGGUCAGAGAAGGAGAGGACAGAGCUACCUCCAGGUGCUCAGCGUUGUCCCACACUAUUGCUGCAAUUUCCACCACAACACUGUGAUGUCCCUUAAAAAGGUUUGUAUGAAAGAUUGUUUGGGUAUUUUCUGUGGAGAUGAACAGUGACACCAGAGAACAUGUCUGAUAUGGAGGGAAUUUUGACUUCAUCCAUCAACUUUUGAAGAAAAGCCAAGGUAAAUAUAGCUUGAAAUGAAAAUAUUUUUAGGCCGAAUCCCAUUUCACCCCUUAGACCAACCCCUUGGCCCUUCCCCUCCAUUUUGCGCGUUCACGUGAAGGGGUAGGGGUAUCCCAAUCCCAGUUAACGCGGAGGGGUAGGGGAAGGGGUAGGGCUUCUGUACCCCUCCAAACGGAGAUUUUCCUGGAGCUGACUCCGAACGAAGGGGUUUGAGUGAUUUCCCAUAAUGCCAUGCGGAUUUCAGCGAGAUUUCAUGCGGAUUUCAGAAAGAUGGCGGUUCCCGCGGCGAAAGAUUGUCAUAAAUGUAUUUUCUCCAUUAUUUACGUGUUUUAAGUUGUUAUCCAGAGGAAACACGCCGCUUGAUUCGCUUUCGAGCUGAGAAUGAGCAGCGAUUUCUGAAAUCCAAGCUGCUGCUAAAAAGCUUUGGGAGUGAGUAUUGUUUUCGGUUGCUUGACUGCGUACGUUUUGUUCUGUUAUUCUCGCUUUUAUUGUUUACAUGAGUGUUCUGACACCUCAUUCUGUCGGAUGUGGUGCACGAAGUGCCAAAGAUAUCCCAUUCAGUGGUGUUAAUCACACCCUGCCAGCAGAGAUUUCUGGUUCUGGCUCUGACUGUAGCGGCUGGUCGCAGCCAAUGACGCAUUUGGUCGCGUUUUGCUAACGUAAACGCUGACGGAGGUACGCGAUGACGUAUGCGAUCGUUG